This is a messenger RNA of Trichoderma breve, 777 nucleotides long. Its product is annotated as histidine biosynthesis protein domain-containing protein. Gene Ontology annotation, molecular function: 1-(5-phosphoribosyl)-5-[(5-phosphoribosylamino)methylideneamino]imidazole-4-carboxamide isomerase activity. Gene Ontology annotation, biological process: L-histidine biosynthetic process; L-tryptophan biosynthetic process. The record is from RefSeq and is a predicted model, not a curated record. Gene Ontology annotation, cellular component: cytoplasm. NCBI's taxonomy places the organism in Eukaryota, Fungi, Ascomycota, Sordariomycetes, Hypocreales, Hypocreaceae. The transcript has 3 exons. Bases 1 to 777 code for a protein of 258 amino acids.
AUGACGCGCUUUCGUCCCUGCAUUGACCUGCAUGCCGGCCAGGUGAAGCAGAUUGUCGGCGGCACCCUGGACAGCUCAUCCGAGGCCCUUCAGACAAACCACGUAUCGCAGCAUCCGGCGGAGUAUUUUGCGCAGCUGUACAGGGACAAUGAGCUUGAGGGCGCUCAUGUGAUUAUGCUGGGCGGGGGAAACGAUGGCGCUGCGAAACAGGCUCUGCAGGCAUGGCCUGGAAGACUCCAAGUGGGAGGCGGCAUCAAGGAUACGAAUGCAAAGGAGUGGAUUGAUGCGGGAGCAGAAAAGGUCAUCAUCACGUCCUAUCUCUUCCCGGAUGGCCAUUUCAGCCAGCAGAGACUGGAUGCUGUUCUCGGGGCUCUAGGAGGAGACAAGGCGAAGCUGGUCAUUGAUCUCAGCUGUCGCCGUCAGGGGGAGAAAUGGUUUGUUGCCAUGAACAAGUGGCAGACGCUGACAGACAUGGAAAUCAAUCAAGAGUCAAUAAAGUUGCUGGAGCCCUACUGCUCAGAGUUUCUCAUCCACGCUGCGGACAAUGAAGGGCUGCAAAGGGGGAUUGACGAGAAGCUUGUUGAGCGUCUGGCAGAGUGGUGCUCUAUUCCGGUCACAUAUGCCGGCGGAGGUCGGCAAUUGGAGGAUUUAGAAACGGUCAAGAGGCUGAGCCGGGGUAAAGUCGAUCUCACGAUAGGGAGUGCUUUGGAUUGUUUCGGCGGGACGGGCGUCAAGUUUGAUGAUUGCGUGCAGUGGAAUAGGAGCCAGGGGGUCUGA